Messenger RNA from Tuber aestivum (summer truffle), 3937 nucleotides. NCBI's taxonomy places the organism in Eukaryota, Fungi, Ascomycota, Pezizomycetes, Pezizales, Tuberaceae. The record is from the annotation of a GenBank genome assembly.
UCCUCCAUGUUGGGCCGUAUUAUACACAAGUAUUUGGCCGUGUGUUGCCACACUGCUCUACAAGUUUUAAAAGAAGUAAAGUUAAUAAUUAUAAUAGUCAUUAUAGAUAUUAAGAGCAUUCCGCCAAGAUCUAUUCCCAUCAUAACCUAGCCUACAAGAAACUAAAAUAUUAUUGGUUAUUAAAUUAUAUAUAGUAAAUGUUUCCUGUUAUCAACUUGUGUGAUUACUGCUGGCUCUUAGGCUAUAUUGACCAAUAUUUUAUAAUAGUAUUAUUUUCAGUGAUUACCCUAUUAUUAUUUACAAUUCUUUCAUUGUUGAUUUGAUUUACAAACCUCACAACCAAAUUCCUAUUCUGGUAAAAAAUUUCUUGCAGACUCCUAGUAAAAUUCACGCUUUUAAGAACUUUAAAGUUGUGGAUGGAGUACCUUGUAUUUGUAUAUAUAGUGGUAAUUUUUAAUUUUUAAUUUAUGUAUUUUUUGUUGAAGUGCCCUAUACCCUGUCCAGUGUUUUUACGUUCUUUUUUACACGCUCAUUUUGGAGGCACCCACCAAUAAGUUAGAACAGUAUUCGGGCCAGAUUUUACCAGUAGGGAGGCUUUGGGGGUCGGAUGUUAGCGCUUUCUAGCUUCCUAGGAGGGCCCUAAAUAUUAGUGGAUAGAUUUUGGAUGCGAGUGGGCGAGGGCGGAUACUACAUGUAGCGGUCGGGGAUGUUCCAAAGUCUCGGUGAUGGGCCGAAGGUGGAAACAAAUGAAAUGGCAUAGGUCUUAGCCAGGGGUUUUUGUUCUGUCUUGUCUCGGUGAAUAUGAAUAUGGGUACCGUACGAUGCAAUGGAGAGCAGUCGUCCGAUUUCGCAAGCCGAUUCAGGUGUCUAACAGUGUACAGUGAAACCUCCGAUAACUCCACCCUCCGAUGUUUCCAGGUCUCCGGUAUUUCUAUCAUUUGUCGGGGACAGGUUUUGUUCUAUGGGCUUUCCUCCUCUAAGUUCUAGGAUUCUAUUAGUUCCUCUUUCCAGGCGGUAAAUGGCUCCUAAAUUCCAGGUUUCAUGUGCAUAAAAUUCUUUUUCAUGUCACCUCCAGGGCAAAGCUGUAGACAAAUUGCCAGAUAACUAGAUAGUGAGUUGAAUGGAUAUGCGUGUUUUUAGAAUAAAGGGUCAUCAGAUGGGAGGGGUGUAUUAUUUUUCUGGAGUGUAAACAUAUGGAGUUAAACCCUAUACGCUUUCAUGAACUAUCACUCAUUUUUCUCUCAGCACUGCCCUCUAUUCUGCCAAGCCUUUCCUCUAUUUUCCAUCCCCCCUCUACUUCCAGGGAGUCCAGUCUCCCCACGUCCUGGAGAUAACGGGGGUUUCACUGUACAUGUAGAGGCCGCAUGUUGCCAUGGAGGGCAUUACGGGUAGGGGUACUGUACUACGGUAGUACAGUACUUGACAACGGGAGUGUGGGUUAGGGUUUGUAUGGAAGAUGCGGCUCAGGUAGAGUAUUUUCAGUAACGUGUGUGGUACUGAAACAGUGGCGGACGAGUAUCUUGGAGCACAUGAUUGUUAGCCCCGGCUUACGAAUUUCUCCGAUACUGGGUCUUCACCCACAAGAUUAACUAUCCUCCCUUUGCACCUUCAACGCGACAUCAUCACCAACGAGUUUGCGGAGAAGAUAUUAUCGGUUGCCAAACCAAACGAUCUCCCCUCACUCACGGACCUACCCCUCUAGCGAAAAAGGUAAGUCGUCGCUCCCAGUCGGGAUCAAGUGGAUGCCACACUCACUCUAUAUCUUCGCGACUCCAAUAGAAUUGUGAUUUAGCACAAUCCAUAGAUCGGGAUGCGUGUAAAAACGAUGGGAACAGGGUAUCGGCCUUCGAUCGUUUGCUACUCGAUAUCGCCGACCGAAAGCACCCCACCUUGUUUUUAAGAAAAGAAAACAAAAACACGUCGCGCCCGAUGCACCUACGAGUACGGUACCGGCAUCGUUGGCUGUUGAGCGGGUGGCGGGGGUUGGCUCGGUGCUCUAAAUCCGGCGUGGCGCAUUAAAUCCCCAAGGGCCAAUUCAUGGCAAGGGCACCACUACCGUAACCCAUUAAGAGGAUCUACAACAGGCUCUCUAGGUGCAUGAUGUGCGGGGUUAUGCAUCUGGUACUCGUACGGGUACGGUACGGUAGAAACUUGUCAAAAGUGAAGUUGACACGUAUGUAGGGGGUUCACUUCUGGUGUUCACCUACGGUACCGGACAACGGACAUCAACACUUGAUACGAUUAUUGGCGCUCGUUCGGCCCCUACCCUGAUUAGUUAUAUGAUACGGCACUGAUGCGGUACGGACUGGAUCAUGACUUGCUACGAGUACGGUUACACAAGCCCAGGUGCCCAGGCUAUUCGUACGGCAACAGAUUCGGCAAUGUUCGUCCUAUCCCUCUCCGAUUACUAGCGGGAUGAUCGAGCUCCCAGAUUGGGCAACGCACCGGUUCCAAAGCUCCUCUUCCCGCUUCCAAGACGAUGUGUAGGGGCUUCGGCAGCCACCGGGACAACUACUGAGUAAUCACUAACCACACGGGUUUCUGCUCCCACGGCUAAAUGAAUAUUGAAUCUCACGAAUCAGUACGGAAAAAUAAUCACCCCCAAGAUAAAUUAUAUGGAAAUGAAGGAUGGUGCUUCGAGCGAAUUUGUUUGGGGUGCGGAGUUUCCCCGGAAAUGGUCACGUGAGGUCGAUAUGUCGAUUCGGUUAGAGUGUUGCUGGUUGGUUAAGUUUAAUCCCCCUGGCAGACUUGGAUUCUGUGCCCCAUCAAGCCAUUUUCCACCGCCGCCUGGGCGCGUCUGAGGGAAUGGUGAGAGCUAUCCUCCCAACCCCCAGCAAAACACUGCCGGUGUUCUUUCGUUCCCAGCAGCAAGAUGAUCAACCUGAUUGAGGAGAUGAUCCAGUUGUUGUUUGAUGGCCUCGCACGUGUCCUCAGGCCCCCCGUGGCCUGUCCUCCGGGCUGACAAAAUGAACAACUGAUCUAUAGUAUGAUACCGUACACUCUGCGCAUGCCGCUUGAGAAUUCUGCGGAAAUGGACCGGCGGCACGCAAUACUCGAGUACAUACCUUACUCCUUUUCUAACCCUCACCGAGCCCUCUACUUUGUCCUCAUCCCCUACCUUCCCUAACUCGCUCUCCCAAGCACUCGCGGAGAAGAUACAAAAACCACGAAAUGCUGGCGCCACUUGUCGUACUCCCCCCAGAGCUCCUUGUCGAAGUCCUACAAUCCCUCCCGGACUUCGCCACCCUACACGCUUUAACCCUCGCCCACCCACGCUUCAAUAGCGUCCUCCAUGCAAACCCAUCAACAAUAUGCACUUCCAUAGCAGAAUCCGAUUUUGCAGAAAUAUAUCCCCUCGCCCUCUCCGUUCUCCCAUCGCCGACACCCCCGCAAGCAAUCGGGAUCGCAGAGGCCUCCGAACUUCUAUAUAGCCGAUCAACCUGCCAGAAACUUGUCGACGCCUGGGGAUGCUCGCUUCUGGAAGUGCUCGGCUUCACGGACGGGUACGGAGCGCCUGUAGUGACGCAGAUGCAGAGACACCGAAUCCUCACGGCGGCUUAUCGCUUUUGGCGGGUCGUUCAUGAAGCAAACUACAUUUCGGAGUUGGACGACCUCGCGAUACUUGAGAUGGUGGAGUUUGUGGAGUUAUUAGGAGACCUACGGAUAUUCGAAAGAAUGGGUGAUCGGGUGGAGGUCGUCACGGCAAAGGAUUCGCUGCAAGAUCGUGCGAAGCAAUCUGGUUUGAAAGUGUGUGUUAUGGAUCUUCAGUUGGUUAGAGAGUGGUUCGGGGAGUAGACCAGCGGGUGGAGUGGCUUGUUUCCUUUAUUGUUUUUUUUGACAGAGGCAAAUUUACGGUGGGUGGACGGAUAGAAUGUAACACUAUCGCUAAUCGCACUUUACAUAUAAAUUUACCACGGGCUUUCCGUGAUGUUGAAAG